Messenger RNA from Erigeron canadensis, 2064 nucleotides. RefSeq names its product pollen-specific leucine-rich repeat extensin-like protein 1. Lineage: Eukaryota; Viridiplantae; Streptophyta; Magnoliopsida; Asterales; Asteraceae. The record is from RefSeq and is a predicted model, not a curated record. Bases 183 to 1769 code for a protein of 528 amino acids. The transcript is spliced from 14 exons.
CUAAACGCGCACGAUUAACAAACAGUACACCCUGAUUAUAUAACGAACAGAAGACAAGACGUUUUUUUUAUAAAAAUAAUUAUAAAAAAAAAAAAAAGUGCACUUCAGUCCCUCUCCCUCCUACUGUAGUUGUAUAAUCAGACGUCCACGUCGGCGGCGUUGUAUGCUGAGACGAUCAUCUGAUGGAGAAAGAAGACGACGGAGCUCCACCAGCAGCAGCAGCUGAUGAAGUAGAAGGGGAAUAUGAAGAUGAAGAAAUGAUUGACUACGGUGACGAUGAUGACGACGACGAGUUUCCUUAUCCAAUAUUACCUCCUACUCCCCCACUCCCUUCUUCUUCUUUCCCCAAUUCACCAGAUAUAAAGAUGGAUGAUGUCCACCAACAUGAAGAAUCUCAGGUGCAUCCUAUUCCCGCACAACAUUUAGUUACAUCAGAUAUAAACGAGAAUCAACAAGAUUCAGAUGAUGACGGACCUCCGCCCGGAUGGGAAUCCAAACGUCAGCCUGAACCCGAAUUACAAACGGCAUGUCCAACACCUCGUCAAUCAGAUAUAAAAACAGAGGAUGUCCCAGAAGCUGCCAAGAAUGAUGAAGAUCAACCACAGUCACAGGGACAUCCUAGUCCAGCACCAGAACUAGACCUAUCAGAUACUCAAGUGGAACAGCAUGACUCCGAGGACGAUGGACCUCCUCCUGGAUGGGAUCCUAGAUGGCAGUCUGAACCCAAAACACAACCAUCACGUCCAAAAACUCCUGAAUCAGAUAUGAAGACGGAGACGAAUGAUGGACAACAAGAUGCACAGAAUGGAGAUGGUCUCCCACCAGAUUCUAAUGCACAUUAUAGUCAAGUACCUGAAAUAGUUUCAUCAGCAACCAAGAAAACAGAAAUAUUAGUGGACCCACAAGAUUCAGAGGACGAAGGACCUCCACCCGGAUGGGAUUACAAAUGUCAGCCCGAGUCCAUGUUACAAGUGGCACAUCCGACAAUUCCUCAAACAGAUUCAAAGAUGGAGGAUGUACAAGAAGAUACCCAGAAUAAAGAUAACUCCCAACCACAACCACAUACUUAUGUUAGUCCAGCACCAGAGCUACUUUCAUCAGAUAUAAAAGUUGAAGAAAAAUAUUCAGAAGGCAGUGGGUCACAACUCGUAGGUCCUUCUGAAUACCAUCCUAAACCGGAACCCGCAUGUUCAACAACUCCUCCAUCAGACUCAAAGAUGAAGGAUGAUCAACAAGACACACAUGGAGAUGAUGGCCCCCCUCCAGGUUGGGAAUCCACUCCUCAACAGCAAUCAAAAAUUUCUUCAAAUCCACCAUCACCAUUGGUUCCUUCAGGUGCAGGAAUUGGGUGUGACCAAAAGAAUGUCAACAUUAUUGAAGAAAGCUCUCAACCACCUCCAAGUCAGGGGUCAAUACCUCCAACUAAACCACAAAUAUUAGUACCAAAACCACCAAGUACGAUAGAUCAUCAUGAAAUGGGACAAAUGGUGUGUGGUUCUUGCCGCCGGUUGCUUAGCUAUCCAAGAGGUGCUCGAUAUGUUGAGUGUGCUUGUUGCCUGGAAGAAAAUUAUGUUCUUGAAGAACACGAAGUAGGGCAACUCAUAUGUGGAGGUUGUAAUGUGCUGCUUAUGUACCCCUAUGGAGCACCAAAAGUUAGAUGCGCAAAUUGCAGCGGCGAAACAGAAAUUGGAGAUCAAAAUCGGCGCCUUCCUCUCUCUGAGCACAAAAGGCGAGCCAGACAACAUCUGAAGCGUGUGCAAGCGAUAUAAAUAACAACAAAGGUUAGUUUUGACAGCGCAUUCACAAAAUGCAUCAGUGUCACAAAGAAAAUCAAUUUGGAUGCUUCUCGAAGCAGUAUCACCAAAAACUUGUAUAUUGACAGUUGACUGAUGCGAGAGAAAAUGCUGUAUUCUAGAAAAGGCUAAUUACAUUUGACAAUUGGGCCAUUUUGUAAAAUAUCAGAUUUGUCACUUCUCAAUAAUUCGCCAAAGUAGAAAUUUAUGCGAGUUGAAAGUGACACGUUUAAAAAUGUGGUCUUCAAUACUUAUAUUUUAUCUUAUAUUA